ACUCGAGUUGGCAGCAGAGUUUUACCUUCUCCAUGCUGGAAGCCCUGCUGAGGUGAGAGCUCAGGGAUCUUGGCUGACAAACAGAAAAACCAAUACAGCAGUCCUGUCUGUCAGAUCCAGUCAGUCCUUCCAUGGUGUGUAACAGUACACAGUGGGAUCUAGGUUAUGCUGAAGACACUGCGAGAUUGUGACUGAUUCGUUUUAGCCUGAAAAACAUGGAAUUGAUUGGUUCGACACAAUUGGCCACAUACACACGGCCCAAGAGCAGUAAAUUUCUGCCAGCCAUCUCUACAACAGCAUCCAGCUACAGAAGCCUCCAGCCGACCCUCACCAACAACCAGAACUCCAACUGGAGGACUAACAUGUACUUCAGAAGUGGGAGUGCUAUUCCUUCCAUCAUCCCCAUAUCACAAAGAGAAACCCUGGACCUGGUUCGGGCCAAGACUAUGUUCUACCCAUCUAACAGGACUGCACUAACGACGCGUUAUACACCAGAUGACUGGUACAAAUCCAAUCAGAACAACUACAGAGAUUCAGAGUCUUCCAGGAAGAGUGCUGAAAGGCUGAGGAAGGACACAAUCUGGUUGAUACAGGAUCGAGACCAGUGCACACGCAGGACUCAGGAGAACACUAGCAGGAUCCUGGGGGAGAGGCUGAAUGAUAUCAGCUUCUGGAGAUCUGAGCUGGGCCACGAAAUAGACAACAUGGUGACAGAGAUAGCGGCGCUGACGGAGGUGAAACGCAGACUGGAGAGAGCACUUGCUGAGACAGAGGGGCCACUGCAGGUGUCUCAGGAAUGCUUGUUUCAUCGAGAGAAAAGGAUGUCCAUCGAUCUGGUACACGAUGAUGUGGAAAAAGACCUGAUCAAGGAAGUGGAGGUGGUAAAGUCAUGUCAGGAGAGAAUGAGGAGGAACUUGGACAAAGUCAUUGCACAGCUGGCAUCAAACCGAUCAGCGCAGCAUGAAUUGGAGAGAGAUUUAAAUGAUAAGGUCACAGCUCAGCGUAUAGACGACCGAUGUCAUCAGCUGCGCAACACCUCGGACAGCAUCAGUUACUACAGAGGCAUAGAGCGCCUCGAUCCCUCUUUGAGCUUGCCUGACACAUGGUCAAAGUUCACGGACGACAACAUCCUGCACUCUCAGAGUCAACGUGCAGCAUCGCACAAGCUCCGUGAUGAGAUCGAGGUCCUGCUCAACACCACCUCCAACGAGAUGUGGAAUCAGUUCAACAACGUUAACGUAGCCUUUACCAACCGCAUAUCUGAAAUGGCAGAUACCAAGAACAGCCUGCAGGCUCACUUGGCCAAGACUCUCCAGGAGAUUUACCAGACUGAGAUGCUCAUUGACACCUUAAAAAGGGCUAUUCGUGAUAAAGAGAACCCUCUCAAAGUGGCUCAGACCCGACUGGAGGAAAGAACCCGUAGACCCAAUGUGGAACUCUGCAGAGACAACCCUUAUCACAGGUUGGUGAAUGAAGUGAGGGAGAUCGAGGAUACGAUUCAUUCUCUGAGGGAGAGAUUGAUGGAGGCUGAAAAUACUCUGCAGAACCUGGUGAAGACCAGAGUGGCUCUGGAGCAUGACCUCUCCAUUAAGGCCAACUCACUUUUUCUGGAUCAGGAGAAAUGCAUGAGCAUGAGGAAGAGUUUUCCAAGCACCCCACGUCUGGUGGGAUAUACUUAACGCCUUUUGUGCUAAAACAGCUCCAGUUUUCUAUACCCAAUAUUUCAAUAUUGCAUUUAUUAUAGAAAAACUUCAUUCUUAAAUGGCUAAUGAAAUGAAAUGACUGUAAUUAACACUUUCCUAAGUAACUCCUUCAAGGAAUACAUAAAGAAUUUCUUGCACUUCUUUGCGACUUUACUAUAUGUUUGAUCUGAAUUUAAAAUCAUUUUACAUAUACAAUAUUAAAAUAGAAUUUCUAAUGAGGCACAUUAAAUAAAGUCUACAAUCACCAAUCAAUAUCCAUCUUUCAAUCCAUCAUAUCUAUCCAUCUUUCAAUUUUAGAAGUCAAUCUCAAAUUUAUUUUAGCUUAUUAUGUCCAACGGGCUGAAUAAAAUGAUAUCCAAUAUCUAACUGGAUGGAUAUCAAUGGAGAACAAAAUUGGGCCUAAAAGAGAACACUGGGCAGUUACAAACUGUUGCAACUAAACUCGGUGAAAAUAUUCCGGCAUAUAUUUAUUUUCAUUGGCCAAUCUUUGAGUCUUCUACGAUUGUCUCAUGAUGCUUAUUAACAAAGAUGUUAGCUUUGUUAAUACACUGUAAACAUGAGACUGGUGUUAAUCUUCACCUGUCUUCCUGAUGUUGAAAAGAAAACCCUGAAUAACUAGACUCUCAAUUUGAUCAUUAUAAACAUACUUAAUGCUGUUUAAGCCCGGUCAGUCAUGCCAUUUCCGCAGUGUGGACUAAAGUCAGAAAGAAAGACAUCUCAAAGAAGCAGAGAAGCAGAUGUUUUAUAAUACUUUUUGAGGAAGAACAGUGCAAUCGAAAACACAUGCUUUCAAACACCAGCUCGUGACUUUAAACUUUACACAUAACUGUGCUCAAAUGAUUAACAGAUGAAUCACUGGUUUGCUGAUUUGAAUAUUCAUUGAACUGUUUGCAUAUUAAAGGGUGUUCAAGAAGAA
This is a messenger RNA of Tachysurus fulvidraco (yellow catfish), 2619 nucleotides long. RefSeq names its product tektin 3 (gene tekt3). Gene Ontology annotation, biological process: cilium movement involved in cell motility; cilium assembly. The record is from RefSeq and is a predicted model, not a curated record. The transcript is spliced from 9 exons. Gene Ontology annotation, cellular component: nucleus; microtubule cytoskeleton; sperm flagellum. Lineage: Eukaryota; Metazoa; Chordata; Actinopteri; Siluriformes; Bagridae. The coding region runs from base 216 to 1679 and encodes 487 amino acids.